Cinclus cinclus is the source of this 1167-nucleotide messenger RNA. RefSeq names its product Wnt family member 10A (gene WNT10A). The coding region runs from base 1 to 1167 and encodes 388 amino acids. The transcript has 4 exons. Gene Ontology annotation, biological process: canonical Wnt signaling pathway; neuron differentiation; cell fate commitment. Gene Ontology annotation, molecular function: frizzled binding; cytokine activity. Gene Ontology annotation, cellular component: extracellular region. The record is from RefSeq and is a predicted model, not a curated record. NCBI's taxonomy places the organism in Eukaryota, Metazoa, Chordata, Aves, Passeriformes, Cinclidae.
AUGCGCCCGGCCCUGGCCCACGGACUCUGCUCGCUGCUGCUCAGCCUCUGGGUACCCAGCUCUUGCUCCAAUGAGAUCCUGGGCCUGAAGCUGCCAUCAGAGCCAGUGUUGAAUGCCAACACGGUGUGCCUGACCCUGCCGGGGCUGACACGGCGGCAGCUGGAGGUGUGUGUGCGCCACCCUGACGUCACUGCCUCGGCCAUCCAGGGCAUCCAGAUUGCCAUCCAUGAGUGCCAGCACCAGUUCCGGGACCAGCGCUGGAAUUGCUCCAGCCUUGAGACCAAGAACAAGAUUCCAUAUGAGAGCAUCAUCUUCAGCAGAGGCUUUCGGGAAAGCGCCUUUGCCUAUGCUAUAGCAGCUGCUGGUGUGGUGCACGCCGUGUCCAACGCCUGUGCUCUUGGGAAGCUGCAGGCCUGUGGCUGUGACCAGAAGCGCCGUGGCGAUGAGGAGGCUUUCCGGCGCAAGCUGCAUCGUCUCCAGCUGGAAGCCAUGAACCGUGGCAAAGGCAUGGUGCACGGGGUGCACAUGGAGCACAUGCCAGCAGAGACCCCUGGUCUCCAGGACUCCUGGGAAUGGGGAGGGUGCAGCCCUGAUGUGGACUAUGGAGAGAAGUUUUCCAAGGAUUUCCUCGAUUCCCGGGAAACCUACAGGGAUAUCCACUCCCGUAUGCGGCUGCACAACAACCGCGUGGGCCGGCAGGUGGUGAUGGACAACAUGAGGAGAAAGUGCAAAUGCCACGGUACCUCAGGGAGCUGCCAGCUGAAGACAUGCUGGCAGGUGACUCCUGAGUUUCGCCUGGUGGGGUCCCUGCUCAAGGACCGCUUCUAUGGGGCCACCCUCAUCCGGCCCCAUAACCGGAAUGCCGGGCAGCUGGAGCCGGGCCACGCUCGGCAUCGCCGCCGGGCUGGCAUCAGCGAGCUGGUUUACUUUGAGAAGUCACCCGACUUCUGUGAGCGAGAACCGGCCCUGGACUCCUUGGGCACUCAAGGGCGCCUGUGCAACAAGACCAGCCCGGGCAUGGACAACUGUGAGAGCCUGUGCUGCGGCCGCGGGCACAACAUCCUGCGGCAGACACGCAGCGAGCGCUGCAACUGCAAGUUCCACUGGUGCUGCUUCGUGGCCUGUGAGGAGUGUCGCAUCACUGAGUGGGUCAGCGUCUGCAAGUAG